Messenger RNA from Propithecus coquereli (Coquerel's sifaka), 1682 nucleotides. RefSeq names its product ectodysplasin A receptor (gene EDAR). The record is from RefSeq and is a predicted model, not a curated record. Gene Ontology annotation, biological process: positive regulation of canonical NF-kappaB signal transduction; positive regulation of JNK cascade. The transcript has 12 exons. NCBI's taxonomy places the organism in Eukaryota, Metazoa, Chordata, Mammalia, Primates, Indriidae. Gene Ontology annotation, molecular function: signaling receptor activity. Bases 311 to 1657 code for a protein of 448 amino acids. Gene Ontology annotation, cellular component: plasma membrane.
UGAGGGAAAGCCCCUCCGCAAGGACUAAGUUUCCAAACUUGCAGACAAGACAGGGAGAGUCAAGGAAGAGUUCCUGGGAAGCCCUUUAAAACAAGGGAAGUGGGGCUGGCGGCAGAGAGGUGUGCCUGGUCCCAGGCAGCCCUGCUGGCCUCUGGGGACGUGGAGCACCUGCUUCUGAGAGCACUGAGGGGUGGCCACCUGUGAAGCCUGGACACCCAAAACUGGACUGCCUGGCUUUCUUCAUAGACCCAUCUUCUGCUUGGACUAGAAGCUGACCUCCAACGAGAGCCAGGUGACCCCUCGGGAGAGAAUGGCCCGUGUGGGGGACCGUAAGUGGACGCCCUGGCUCCCUGUCCUGGUGGUGUCUCUGAUGUGCUCGGCCAGAGCGGAAUACUCAAACUGUGGCGAGAAUGAGUACUACAACCAGACCACGGGGCUGUGCCAGGAGUGUCCCCAGUGCGGGCCAGGGGAGGAGCCCUACAUGUCCUGCGGCUAUGGCACCAAAGAUGAGGACUAUGGAUGCGUCCCCUGCCCAGCAGAGAAGUUUUCCAAAGGAGGCUACCAGAUAUGCAGGCGCCACAAAGACUGUGAGGGCUUCUUCCGGGCCACCGUGCUGACACCAGGGGACAUGGAGAACGACGCCGAGUGUGGGCCUUGUCUCCCUGGCUACUACAUGCUGGAGAACAGGCCCAGGAACAUCUACGGCAUGGUCUGCUACUCCUGCCUGCUGGCACCCCCCAACACCAAGGAAUGUGUGGGAGCCACUUCGGGAGUCUCUGCCAGCUUCCCUAGCACGUCCAGCAGUAGCACGCUGUCCCCCUUCCAGCACACCCAUAAAGACCUCUCAAGCCAAGGACACCUGGCCACCGCCCUGAUCAUUGCGAUGUCCACCAUCUUCAUCAUGGCCAUCGCCAUUGUCCUCAUCAUCAUGUUCUACAUCAUGAAGACGAAGCCUUCUGCCCCAGCCUGCUGUGCCAGCCACCCGGUGAAGAGUGUGGAGGCCCCAGUAAGCAAGGAUGAGGAGAAGAAAGAGGCCCCAGACACUGUGGUGAUCUUCUCUGAGAAGGAUGAAUUUGAGAAGCUGACUGCAGCUCCAGCAAAGCCCGCCAAGAGUGAGAACGACGCCUCGUCCGAGAACGAGCAGCUGCUGAGCCGCAGCGUGGACAGUGACGAGGAGCCGGCCCCCGACAAGCAGGGCUCCCCAGAGCUGUGCCUGCUGUCGCUGGUCCACCUGGCGAGGGAGAAGUCCGCCGCCAGCAACAAGUCAGCCGGGAUUCAGAGCCGAAGGAAGAAGAUACUGGACGUGUAUGCCAACGUGUGCGGAGUCGUGGAAGGUCUCAGCCCCACGGAGCUGCCCUUUGAUUGCCUUGAGAAGACGAGCCGAAUGCUCAGCUCUACGUACAACUCCGAGAAGGCCAUCGUGAAGACGUGGCGCCACCUUGCCGAGAGCUUCGGACUGAAGAGGGAUGAGAUUGGGGGCAUGACAGACGGCAUGCAGCUCUUUGACCGCAUCAGCACAGCAGGCUACAGCAUCCCCGAGCUGCUCACAAAACUGGUGCAAAUCGAGCGGCUGGAUGCCGUGGAGUCCUUGUGCGCAGACAUCCUAGAGUGGGCAGGGGUGGUUCCACCCACUUCCCAGCCACCUGUGGCUUCCUGAGGAGCAAGCCUGUGGCCUGUCCUCC